Molecule: messenger RNA, 753 nt
Organism: Macrobrachium nipponense
Lineage: Eukaryota; Metazoa; Arthropoda; Malacostraca; Decapoda; Palaemonidae
Product: holotricin-3-like
Exons: 2
Coding region: 54-662 (202 amino acids)
Source: RefSeq, a predicted model, not a curated record
UCCGGCUGCAGCCUCCUUCUCUACCUACGCCAAGAUCGCCUACUCCUGAAACCAUGAGAGUUUUGGUCGUGGUCCUGUUGGCAGCCCUUGUGGCUGCAGAGCAGCAAAAGCGUUCGGCUGAUCCUGGGCACGGAUUCGGAGGCUUCGGGCACGGAUUUGGAGGGCGUGGACUCGGCUUCGGCCGUUACGGUGGCUUUGGACACGGAGGCUUCGGACACGGAGGCUUCGGACACGGAGGAGGCUUCGGACGUGGUGGUUUCGGACACGGUGGUUUCGGUGGUUUCGGACACGGCGGAUUCGGCCGAGGGCUCUUCUUAGGACACGGCUUAGGACACGGCGGCCACUACAUUGGAAAGCGCGAAGCUCAACCUGAAGCUCAACCUGAAGCUCAACCUGAAGCCAAGGCAGAUCCCGAACCCGGUUACCUGCAUGGCGGCCACGGCUUCGGUCACGGAUUCGGUGGAUUCGGACACGGAUUCGGCGGACUCGGAGGCGGAUUCGGUCACGGACACGGACACGGGCUCGGGCAUGGCCACGGCGGCCACGGGCACACCGUCGAAUACAGCGUCAGUUAUCCUAUUUACGAAGUCGUCCAUUAUCCAAUCUACGGUCACAGCCACCACGGACACGGUUACGGACACGGUUACGGACACGGCCGAUAGUUUUAAGCGAUGAGAAAUCUUUCUUAAGUAUUAAUAUGUAUAAAGGUUAUAAGAAACAAAAUAAAUAUUUAUGCUGCAGCAGAAAAAUCAA